Molecule: messenger RNA, 1740 nt
Organism: Podospora anserina S mat+
Lineage: Eukaryota; Fungi; Ascomycota; Sordariomycetes; Sordariales; Podosporaceae
Exons: 4
Source: RefSeq, a predicted model, not a curated record
AUGGCGUCAUUGCUAUCAUCACUGCUUCUACUUGGGGCUGCCAUCUCACCGGCACAGGCACGCGUAGCAGCUUGGUGGAACGGCGUCGGGCCUCAAGUGAUUGUCCAGAACGAGACAACUGGACUCAUCCGAUACAGCAGAUGCAACCUCUUUGACAACCCAAAAUACUCUUACACCGACGGGAGUGUCUUCUCCCUUACAUACAAGCCCAAGAACGACACGCCUCUGGCUGGCUCGGGGUACUGGUCGAACGAAUUCACAGCUGCCUCGAUCUACUAUCUGACCGAAAGAUAUGAGAUUGCCAACGGUCUGUUCCACUGCAACAUGACUACCGGGCUCUUUGAAAGCAAGGGGAACUGGAUCAUCAGCAAGCCAUCGCCUAGCGUUCAUCAAAACACCGGAUUGGCUUCUUUGCUCCUGGGUGAAGAGGGAGGAUAUCGGCUGUUUUAUCACAAUAAGGAUGGCCAGGUUGCCCAACUUGGUUAUACGAGAGACGACGGCCAAUGGUUGUACAAGGGCAUGGUCAGCAAAGAUGUCAACACUGUACCCGCUCUUGGGGCUGCCCACUCUGGAAAGGAGAACAUCACGGUUGUAUCUACCAGGGACUUGAGCAAUAUUGGGGUUACAAGAUGGAAUAGUGCUGGGACUUGGUGGAGGUCCACGCUACCCCAAGCCUUGGAAAAUGAAACCGAUGUGAUCACCAGCAAGACGAACAAGACCGAAAUUUCAAUCAAUGCAACGGCACCAGUCAACUUCACCUUGCCUGCUUAUGAUGCCGCCACCAAGGGAAUGGGGAUCAGCAUCGACAGGAACUACACACGUUUCAUCUGGUACAUUGGCACCGAUAAGAAGAUCCAUCAGAUCGGAAACACAAACUAUUUCUGGAGUAUCCGAGAGAACCAGACCGAAUCAUUCUGGCCCGAGGCAGAUGAGCCCAACGCCAGCGUCGGUGUUGCUUUCGACUUUUCAUCCAGUCUGGUGCACCUCUACUAUAUGGCGAAGGGAAAGCUCGUCCAAGUCAAGUACGAAAACGAAUCUUGGAAGGCAUGGUCAAAUGUGCCUGAGCCCCCCGCCGAACAAACCACCACGGACCCCACUCCCGCUGGACCUACCACCACGGAAUCCCCUGUUUCUGAACAAUCGGAUGUGCCAAACGAGGGUCUCUCCACCGGUGCUAAAGCUGGGAUCGGAGUGGGUGUAUCACUUGGCGUCAUUGCUGUUGGAGUGCUCAUUGCAGUUAUCGUGUUGCUGAAGCGUAAGAAGCACGAGGGAUUCGAACACCCGCCCCAACAGCACACGGACGACGGCUCAACGAUUGCUCCCACCACCCCUGCGCCAUCAUACGGUGUCCCUCACCCCCAAAACCCAUCGAUGGUUCACUACAACAACAUUGCUCCUCAGUAUCACAACUACCAAAUGGCGCAGUAUGAUGGUUACGCCUGGGAUCAGAAGUAUGCUCCUAUCACAUCAAACUCCCCACCAGCAUCACAGCCAUAUAGUUCUCCCCAGUCAACAUACGCCGCAAUGCCAAUCCAGCAGCUUGACUCGGAGACCCGUCCGACAGAGCUGUAUGCUCAGCCUCUAUAUGAGCUCCCAAACCAGACGAAUUCUCAUGAACUGGGUGGCAGAGCCAAAGAAAACCGUGGCCGAGCACCAGGAAAUGUACGAAACGCAACCGUUGGAACACACACCGGCGGGCGAAGUAUCAGCAGCAACACCAACAACAGCAACAACAGGCCC